UAUAAAUUAAGUGAUAAUUAUGAUCCGUUUACCGAGGCAUCUACAGACCUUCGUUAUUCUCAUCGCGGCUAGUUUGUUCGCUAUUUAUUCUUUAACCGUGGUCCUUCACGGGGCGGGAAAUCGUAUCGUUAAAUUAUUUGACAGUUAUAACAACGACGCAGAGAUUUAUCGGGGAACGGUAGAAAUCGGAGGAGGAAUCGAAUUUGAGGCGAAGCCGAUACCUUUUAACUGGAGGAACCUGUCGGACGAUCAGGUUCGAAGUAUGUCAGCCCUCGGUAAACGACUGUUAUCCGUUGGCGAUAUCACCGAGGUAAAUAACGUCCCAAGAGACCCUGCGAAGGGGUACCUGAUAGUCGUAUGGAAGCACGGACCGUUCCUGGAGAGAAGACACCUCAAGCAUUUCACCAACGUUAUAUCAUCGCCGUGGGAGGAUUGUUCGGUAAACAAUUGUCGACUAAGUUACGAUUCGGAGGACGUCGAAGAUGCGGACGCGGUGCUUAUUCACCUCCACAAGACGACGGGGGUCAAGGAUUUACCGGACAUAGUUAAACCGGAAAAAAGGAUGAAGCAACGUUGGGUUUUCCUCACCGACGAGUCACCCUUGCACACCUUCCUCUCGGGAGGACAGAGCAUUUCGAGUUACAACGGUUUGUUCAACUGGUCCAUGAGCUAUCGAAUUGACAGCGACGUUCCGGUUCCCUAUGGUCGUACCGUGCGGAUGAUGAACCAGAGAAACUCCAGCGCCGGUUCCUCGAAGGAUGUGAAAACCAAGACCAAGCUGGUCGCUAUCAUGGGAAGCAACUGCGGCGGGAGCAACAAACGAUGGAACUAUGCAGCCAAGCUGAAGGAGGCUUUGAGCGAGAGGAUGGACGCCUAUGGUCACUGUCUUAAUGGCGACACGAAAACUUGCCCAGGACACUUUGCCAAGGACUGCGAAGCCCUCGAGGACUACAAGUUCUAUCUCGCCUUCGAGAACUCAAACUGCAAGGAAUAUCUUACGGAGAAACCAUUUUGGCACGGAUACCAUAAGCAUGCGGUACCAGUGAUCAUGGGGGCCUCGAGGGAGAACUGCAGACAAUUAUUACCGCCCGAUUCUUACAUUCACGUUGACGAUUUUGCCAACCCGGCUACUCUCGCUGAUUAUCUUUUGUAUCUUGACCAGAACCACGAAGAGUAUUCGAAGUUUCACGCCUGGAGGAAUCACUUUUAUGUCGUUAAUGAACAUGGAUACUUUCAGAGCAACUCACGGCAUUAUUGCCGGCUAUGCGAAGCUCUUAAUUACAACGAUCCGAGCGUCAAGGUUUAUAACCAUCUCGAAGAGUUUUGGAGCAAAACGAAAGACUGUUGGUGAUACACUUUGUCGAUGGCUU
Messenger RNA from Diprion similis, 1370 nucleotides. RefSeq names its product 4-galactosyl-N-acetylglucosaminide 3-alpha-L-fucosyltransferase FUT6-like. The coding region runs from base 20 to 1351 and encodes 443 amino acids. The record is from RefSeq and is a predicted model, not a curated record. The transcript has 3 exons. Gene Ontology annotation, cellular component: membrane. Gene Ontology annotation, molecular function: alpha-(1->3)-fucosyltransferase activity. Lineage: Eukaryota; Metazoa; Arthropoda; Insecta; Hymenoptera; Diprionidae.